AUGGAGGACGAGAAGCUCAUCCGCCUCCAUGACGUGCUCUCGCAGCUGCGACCAGGAGGCAAAAAGGGCGGUCUGGGCUUUGCAUCGGGGAGUGGCCGGAAGGGAGGGAAGCGCUCGGACGGACUGCCGAACAAUGGACUGUACGCCAUGUUUGUGCGUCAAGGGGAGGGCGGCCGUCGACACAAACACUGGGAGGAAGAGGCCACGGAGGUGAAGAAGAAGAAGAAGAAGAAGAAGAGGGAGGAGGAGGUUCAACGGGUGGCUGUUGAGGUGGGAGAUGAGGUGGCGAUGAAGAGGAACAAGAAGAAGAAGAAGCGGAAACUGGAGACGGGUGAGGAGCAAGUGGUUGCAGGAGAAGGAGAGGAGAACGAUGUGGUGGAGGAGCUUAAGCGGAAGAAGAGGAAGAAGAUGAAGAAGCGUGAGGAGGAGACUGCAGCUGAUACGUUUGUUGCGGAGGCGAAGAAGGAGAAGAAGCUGAAGAAGAAGAAGAAGACGAAGAAGCACUAG
Molecule: messenger RNA, 507 nt
Organism: Peronospora matthiolae
Lineage: Eukaryota; Oomycota; Peronosporomycetes; Peronosporales; Peronosporaceae
Source: the annotation of a GenBank genome assembly